GCGGCUGCAGCGUCAGCAAGAACCUGAGGAAGUAAAGACGUCGACAUGGUGGAAAUCAUCCUAGACCCGAGCAUCCGCGAUUGGGUCGUGCUUCCUAUGAUCCUGCUCUUCGUGUGCUCGGCCAUGGCGCGGAACUACGUGUCCGUGUUGUUGAAGACCGAAGAAGUCGGCGCCCUCGAAGAAGUGCGGAAAAUCCAAGCGCUGCGACGGGCAGGCCAGUUGCGCAUGAACUGCCAGUACAUCCAGCCCAGUUCAUUUGCCAUGCGCAAGUUUUACUUCACGUCGUCGGAGAAGAAGGACGGCGUGCAGGGGUUGCUGCGUGAAAAGGUCAAGAAUGACGCUAUGAACCAAAUGAUGAACCCCGCUGGCAUGAUGAAGAUGAUGAAGGGCAACAUGACGUUCAUGGUGUCCAACUUUGUCAUGAUGGGGCUCGUCGGGUACUUUUUCGGCGGAUUCGUCUUGCUCAAGGUGCCCUUCUCUCUCAGCCAGCGCUUUAAAGCCAUGUUGCAGCGUGGAAUUGACAUGGCGACGUUGGACGUGUCGUACGUGUCGUCGUUGUCGCUGUACUUUCUCAUCAUGUUUGGCAUGAGUGGAUUCAUGUCUCUUCUUCUCGGAAAAGGAAACCUGAACGAAGAUGCCAAGGCGAUGCAAUUGCAAAUGGGCAUGGGGGCGGGCGCGGGGAUGGGCUUUGACGCUCCGCGCAUGUACAAGCAAGAGCGCGUGAGCUUGCGUCUCCACGUCCACGAGUUCGCGUUAGAACAUGCCGAAAAGAAGUUGCUCGGGGAUCCCAUUCCGGAAAAAGUCGAAGGCGUCGCCGCAAGUUCCGCUGCUACGACGACAACGUCGUCCGCUGGCACAUCGAGCGUCCCGCGUGCGAAACACGCCAAGCGUGCUCGAGCUUAAGAACUCGUGCACGUUUUAAAGUGAAAAUGAGGUGUUGCUUUGGAUAGUAGUAAAUACUUCAUAUCCUCGAGGGAUAUUGGUCUUUUCGUUUAAAUUACG
This is a messenger RNA of Aphanomyces astaci, 1002 nucleotides long. RefSeq lists its product as hypothetical. Gene Ontology annotation, cellular component: EMC complex; membrane. Bases 46 to 903 code for a protein of 285 amino acids. NCBI's taxonomy places the organism in Eukaryota, Oomycota, Saprolegniomycetes, Saprolegniales, Verrucalvaceae. Gene Ontology annotation, biological process: protein folding in endoplasmic reticulum. The record is from RefSeq and is a predicted model, not a curated record. The transcript has 5 exons.